AGCGUCUCCUUGUCGUGGCACGAGCCGGGCUUCCCGCCUGCCAACGGCACCGAGUACGAGGUCAAGUACUACGAGAAGGAUCAGAGAGAUCAAAGUUACUCGACUGUGAAAACCACAUCAACGGCCGUGACGGUCAAUAACCUGAAGCCUGGCACCCUCUAUAUUUUCCAAAUCCGGACAUCUUCCUCGGCCGAUUACGGAAACUACAGCCCCAGUAUUGAAGUGGAGACGCUGGCAGAGCUGACGGUGGCCUCCAGCGAGCAGAACCCCGUCCUUGUCAUCGCGGUGGUGGCCAUCGCGGGGCUGACAGUGCUGGUGUCUGUGGUGAUCGGCGUGAUGGUCUGGAGGAGGCAGUGUGGGUACAGCAAAGCCAGCCAGGACGGCGACGAGGAGCUGUACUUCCACUUUAAAAUACCGACCAGGAGGACGUACAUCGACCCUGACACUUGCGAAGACCCCAUGCAGGCCGUGCACCUCUUUGCCAAAGAGCUGGAUAACGCUAGUAUUAAAAUUGAGAGGAUCAUUGGGACAGGAGAGUUCGGGGAAGUCUGCCGGGGGUACCUGAAGCUGCCCAGCAAGCGGGAGCUGCCGGUCGCCAUCCAGACGCGGGCCGCGUGCUCGGAGAAGCAGCGGCGCUCCUUCCUGGCGGAGGCGUGCACCAUGGGCCAGUUCGACCACUCCAACAUCAUCCGGCUGGAGGGGGUCAUCACCAGAGGGAGUACCAUGAUGAUCGUGAUGGAGUACAUGGGGAAUGGCGUGCUGGACUCUUUCCUCAGGAAGCACGAGGGACAGUUCACAGCCACCCAACUUGUUUGCAUGCUGCAGGGGAUUGCCUCUGGCAUGAAGUACCUGGCAGAGAUGGGUUACGUGCAUAAGAGCCUUGCUGCCCACAAAGUCCUUGUGAACAGCAGCCUGGCUUGCAAAAUAACUGGUUUCAGACGGCCACAAGAAGAUAAGAUGGAGACCAUCUUCUCCACCAUGAAUGGGAAGAGCCUGGUGCUGUGGUCAGCCCCCGAAGCCAUCCAGUAUCACCACUUCAGUCCCGCCAGUGACGUGUGGAGCUUCGGCAUCGUCAUGUGGGAAGUCAUGUCCUACGGCGAGAGGCCCUACUGGGACAUGUCCAACCAGGACGUGAUGAAGGCGGUGGAGGACGGGUUCCGCCUGCCCGCCCCGCUGAACUGCCAGCUGCCCCUCCACCAGCUCAUGCUCGACUGCUGGCAGAAGGACCGCAGCCAGAGACCAAAGUUCUCGUACAUCCACAACAUCCUGAGCAAGAUGGUGCAGGGUCCGGCAUCGCCGGCAUGCCCCAGCUCCAGUGCAGCCAGGUCCCAUGGCACAUCCAUCCCCCUCACCCAGCGUACCUUCUCAGCCUUCCCGUCGUUCAGCUCUGUGGGCGAGUGGCUGGAAGCGAUAGAAAUCAGGUACAAAGACAACUUCACCGCUGCAGGCUACUGCUACCUGGAAUCGGUGGCCAGGAUGACGGCCCAAGAUGUCCUCAGCCUGGGGAUCACGCUGGCGGAGCACCAGAAGACCAUCCUGAGCGGGAUCCAGACUCUCCGGGCGCAGGUGAUCCAGAUGCACGGCCGAGGUGUGCAGGUGUGA
Messenger RNA from Tauraco erythrolophus (red-crested turaco), 1602 nucleotides. The record is from RefSeq and is a predicted model, not a curated record. Lineage: Eukaryota; Metazoa; Chordata; Aves; Musophagiformes; Musophagidae.